Aphanomyces astaci is the source of this 1503-nucleotide messenger RNA. RefSeq lists its product as hypothetical. Gene Ontology annotation, molecular function: metal ion binding; copper ion transmembrane transporter activity. Gene Ontology annotation, cellular component: plasma membrane. Lineage: Eukaryota; Oomycota; Saprolegniomycetes; Saprolegniales; Verrucalvaceae. The transcript is spliced from 4 exons. Gene Ontology annotation, biological process: copper ion transmembrane transport; intracellular copper ion homeostasis. The record is from RefSeq and is a predicted model, not a curated record. Bases 92 to 1429 code for a protein of 445 amino acids.
CUCCAUCGAAUUCAACAUUGUACUGUACACCUUCAUCGUCCAUUAUUGCGGCGACUUCUCACAUAUCUCAACAAGUCGUCGUCACGAGUACAUGAUGCGCUUUCUUGGCAUUGUCUCUGCCGCAGUGGCAUUCGUCGUCCUUGCGACACUCCCUUCGACGGACGCGCAUGCCUCCCACGCCGCGCAUGCUGCGCAGGCCACGGCCGCUGCAGGCAUCCACGACGACAAGCACUGCCCCCUUUGCAAUAUGUACGUUAAGGACGACAACUUGACGUGGUUCACGGAACUCAAGAACGGUCAGCGCAUCUAUACAUGUGGCAUGACGAACGGCACACAGUUCUCGCGCGGCAAAAACUCGUUCUCGCAUCCGUCGUUGGUCGGCGCCACCUUGGGAUCGUUGAUCGUCCCUGACGGCACUGGAUGCAAUGCCACAUGCCCAGAAUGCGACGACCCCACGACGCCAGUGCUGGACCCCAUCACGGGCACCAAGAUCACGUCGGCCAAGUUUACGUACCUGUGCCUAAAGAAAGGCCAAAAGAUCUACUUUGAGUCGGACACUUCCAAAGCCACGUUUACGAGCGGCGCCUUGUCCAAAUCGUACUUUGGGGUCAACACGCUUACGUGCAACGGCGUGGCCUGCCCCGACAGCUUCCAAGAAGUUCCUGUCGUUGUGGACACUCCCGCCCCCACGUCGCUUCGCGGCAGCACUGGCCAGGGAAGCAACGGCGAGCCGUUCUGCUCGGGGUCGUCCGCCAUGUUCUCGGGCUUCCAAACCACAGUCCAUGGCACAUGCGUCAAGCUCCUUUUCCAGCCCUGGGUGCUCAAUAGCCAGCUCAAAUACGCGCUCGGCUUUAUCGGCGUGUUUUUGCUGCCGCUCCUGAACGAAGGGCUGGUGCACACCCGUGAAAGCCUUCGCCAGAGCUUUCGCCAACGGCCCACCACAAGUACGUCCACGAAACGACUGCACAAACUGACGUUGACGGUGCUGUACAUGGGCCAAAUGACGUUGGCGUACUUUGCCAUGCUUGUGGUCAUGAUCUACGAUACGGGGCUGUUUGUAUCGCUCAUUUUUGGCUUUGGCGUGGGCUACAUGUGGUUCAAGGAGAGCAAACGCACCAAGGACGUUGCCGUCACCAAGCCCAGCAAGACGUCCGAUCCAGCGGCGGGCGGCGGGCCCGUGGCGCCGUGGCGCUUCCAACGCCUGGAGGACCUAUUUGUGCUGUAUGUGCCCCAGAUGAAGUGCAUGGCCAACUGCGGGUCGACGGUCCAGCGCGCCCUCGAAGGAAUUGACGGAGUGGACCAAGUGUACGUGGACAUGAACGACAAAUGCGUGUACGUGCUGGCGUCCACUUCCGACGCAAGGGGAGUACUCGUUGAUGCCGUCGACGCCGUUGGUUUCCACGCCACCGUCUUGCGUGCCCCAAAUUAGUUAAUUCCGCACGACGGGAUGAUUAACACAACCAACUAACUAUAUGUACAUACUAUGCAUGAUCCUGAACUUCA